Molecule: messenger RNA, 564 nt
Organism: Hibiscus syriacus
Lineage: Eukaryota; Viridiplantae; Streptophyta; Magnoliopsida; Malvales; Malvaceae
Product: GDSL esterase/lipase At1g54790-like
Exons: 2
Coding region: 1-564 (187 amino acids)
Molecular function (GO): hydrolase activity, acting on ester bonds
Source: RefSeq, a predicted model, not a curated record
AUGGGGCUACGCAUUUGUUGGCUUCCUGCUAUUUUAUGCUUCCCCCCUUUACAGAAACUAUAUGAUGCAGGCGCAAGGAAUUUCUGGGUUCACAACACAGGCCCCCUCGGAUGCUUGCCCAGAAUUAUCGCUACAUUCGGAAAAGACCCGUCCAACAUCGAUGAACAUGGCUGCAUUGUCUUGCACAACAGAGCUGCCACCAUUUUCAACCAGAAACUCAGAGAUAUCUGCCUUCAGUUCUUGGCACAAUCUCCCGAAGCCAACAUAACAUACGUCGACAUAUACUCGAUAAAGCUAAACCUUAUUUCAAACUCUUCCCUAUACGGAUUCCAUAAACCAAUAGCAGCAUGUUGUGGCUAUGGCGGAGCACCGUUGAAUUUUGACAACUGGGUACCCUGCGGUGUGACUAAGGAUCUGAACGUGACCAUUGUGACGGCAAAUCCAUGUAACAAUACAGCUGAGCACAUAAACUGGGAUGGUACUCAUUACACUGAAGCGGCGAAUAGAUUUGUUGCAGAUCAAAUACUAACAGGAAACUACACUGAUUCAAAUCAAAAUAAUUAG